Chara braunii is the source of this 1392-nucleotide messenger RNA. NCBI's taxonomy places the organism in Eukaryota, Viridiplantae, Streptophyta, Charophyceae, Charales, Characeae. The record is from the annotation of a GenBank genome assembly.
CGCUACAGAAGGUUGAAAGGAGUUUUGGAAGGAGGACUAAGAGAGACCGUUGAGGGUCGAGGUAGAGGAGACGAGUGGUGCAGGAGUCUGAGUUACGUGGAGAGUCGAGAAAAUGAGUGACGGAUCUUCGCAGAAGAAGUCCGACGAAGGGACUUCGAGGCCACCGGUAGAAGGACGGAAGUGCUACAAGUGCGGUGAGAUGGGGCAUUUUGCGAGGGAUUGUGCCGAGUUUUGGCAAUCGAAGGCGCUCGGGCGAACCUUCGUGCCAUCGACAUAUGGGCCAAGUGGAGCGAGGAUGGGGAGAUCGACCGAACCAGAGAGUAGUGCGAGGAGUCGAUCAGCGGAUAGUGGGAGUGAGCGCGUCGAGACAGAUGACACAAGUCUGUUAAUGAGAGAGUACCUCAUUUCUAUGGCGCAGGAAAGGCGGGAGAGGCUUGAAAGGGAGGCAGUCAAGGAACGGAGGAGGGUGGAAGAAGAGAUAAGGAUGGAGAAAGAAAGGAAGCGGGCCGAGAAGAUCAGAGAAAAGCAGCAGUAUGAGGAGGAACGGGAUGCGAGACUGUUGAGUUUGAUCAGCGCGAAGAUAAAAAUGGAAGAAGAGGGGCGGCGGGGCAAGAGUGGCUGGAAAGGGAAAGGCGUGUACAGGACAAAUGAAUACGGGGAAACGUUGGAAGAAGAAAAAGAAAGGCUAAGGAGAAUGAUAGCGGGACAGGAGGAACUGGAAGUUGACGAGGAGCUCCAGCUACUCCGGAGGCAAGCGGCAAAGUUGAAGAUUAAUGAGAAAGUGGAGAAGCGAAAGCGAGGACCGGAGACACCGGUCGGGAAUAGUCCACCUGUGAUGACGCCGGAGAAGAGGACAAAUAUUAAACUAUCGGAGGAGGGAAGAAAGAAGAUCGAACAACUACGAAGUACUACGGACGAGGAACCACAGUCGUCAGAAGCGCAGAGGAAGAUUGACUUGACUUUGAAGCAUAUCUCGGCCUCGUGCGGACCAGGUGGAAAAGAGAAAUACGAGGCGGAAGUUCGUGAUUUUUUCAAUGCACUUACGAUCGAGGAAUUGAAGGAGGUAUGCCGAAGGGAGAAGGUAUGUUACGGGAAACGCGAAAUGGCGAUUAAACGAUUGGUGAUUCGACGUGCGGCGAUUGCGUAUGAUGCGGCUUACAUUCCUUUACCGACAACACCAAGGAUCAUGACGCGAAGUGUGAAGACUGAAGGGACGAAAGGAAAAUCUGCGGAAGCGAAACCGGAGGAGGAGGAAAGUGAAUCAGAAGAGGAGAGUGAAUCGGGAGAAGAGGAAUGAAGACGGCGGAGAAGGGAGAAACUGUGGGAGUUAGCCAAGGAUAUUAGUGGGCGUAGACGGGGGGAUGGUGGAAAGAACAAAGAUGACGAUAGGCU